Messenger RNA from Microsporum canis CBS 113480, 534 nucleotides. RefSeq lists its product as hypothetical. The transcript has 2 exons. Bases 1 to 534 code for a protein of 177 amino acids. Lineage: Eukaryota; Fungi; Ascomycota; Eurotiomycetes; Onygenales; Arthrodermataceae. The record is from RefSeq and is a predicted model, not a curated record.
AUGUUUGAUUCAGAGAAGCCUCAUCCCAUACUGGCGCAGAUCCCGCUGACGGUCUCCCCGUUCAUCUCUCUGCCCACGGCGACUACUCUGCCGUAUACGUACAAGUCGAUACCUUCUUCUCUCCCGCCGUCUGUGACAGUCGAUGCCGGCGGCUCAGAGAAGCCUAAGUACGUCGUUUCGUCCAGUGGCCAUGCUGCUCACCCGUCUGACAUACUCGCAACCUGUCGGGCACUGGCAGACCACAUGAAGAAGAGACAGUCAGACGGAGAGGCAGCCAUACGGGAGUGGGAAGAGUCUAUCAGACAACGGGACCUUGCUGAGAAGCGUCGAGUUGCUCCCGGAUGGCUGGACCGGGAGGAGAAGUUGCUACAGCCUACUCAUGUAUCCGGACACGCUGCUUCAGCCGGGGGAUCCCAGAGCCUCCUUGAUCGGUCGUUGACAGAACAGGUGAAUAAAGAUACCGCGCCGGCCAUGGAGCCGAGAAGUGAUGGUGUCGAGCUGGAUCGUGCUUUUGGCGGGCUUGGACUGAAAUAA